GGAGGAUGGACGAUGAUCAACAGGGGGGCGUCCGUCGACGUUUGGCGAUUCGAAAUUGUCAGUAAAACGCUGCGUGAGAAAUGCAAGAGCUUGGGGAUGCCUGUGACACGCGAUAGCGCAGUGAAGCUCUGGGACACAUUGGAGCGAGCGCGUGGGAGUUGUUUUCUCGUGCGGGAUGUCAUGAAGUGGCGCCACAGAAAUGGUCUCUCCAGGUUCGACGUCAAUGCUGCGCCUUCAGCGCGCACAAUUCUACUGCGUGAGGAGUACCGCGAUGGCAUCGGCCGUCGUGUGAUCGCUGAUCGUGAUUUCUUAGACAACAGGCAGGAGCUCAAUAGACUGAAGCGAAAGGAUUUCUUUGAUAAGUGUGCAGCUCUUGGCGUUUCCGUUCAUUAUAGUAGAAUAGUUUAUAGACGGUGGGAAG
This is a messenger RNA of Amoebophrya sp. A25, 421 nucleotides long. The record is from the annotation of a GenBank genome assembly. NCBI's taxonomy places the organism in Eukaryota, Dinophyceae, Syndiniales, Amoebophryaceae.